GUCAAAAAAUUCAACACACCAGCAGUGUGUGAGGAGACCUGAAAGUGGCACAUGGCAGAGUGUGGCGAUGGAGACAGCAGCAAUGGGAGGCCGUACAGGGACCCAUGAGAGACUCUGGACUUGGCAGCAGCAUGAGGAGGCGGUAUAUAGGGGCCCAUGGCAGAUUAGGGGCCUGGCAGCAGCUAUGGGAGGCCCGUAAUCUGCCAGCACCCUAUGUCAAAAAAUUCAACACACCAGCAGUGUGAGGAGACCUGAAAGUGGCACAUGGCAGAGUGUGGCGAUGGAGACAGCAGCAAUGGGAGGCCGUACAGGGACCCAUGAGAGACUCUGGACUUGGCAGCAGCAUGA
Messenger RNA from Staurois parvus, 348 nucleotides. The record is from the annotation of a GenBank genome assembly. Lineage: Eukaryota; Metazoa; Chordata; Amphibia; Anura; Ranidae.